UCUCUGAAAAAGGCUCUCAGGCUCCCUCUUCGCUCCAAUAGACAGGAGGGACUUAGGGCUGGAUAAUCGUCAAAUUCUUACCUCGCCCUUUCACUGCUAGUGGGAUCAGAUUGCGUUUCUCUCAGUAUUCUCUGCUUCCCAGUGUCUUGAUCUGUUUAAAAGACAUAGAAAAGAUAAAUCCUUUCUUCAGUACCUAGCGGGAAAACAAAAUAACGUCAACGCCGCUUUGAAAAAAAUCUUUCCAAGAACUUUCUUCAGAGAUUUGACUCAGGUGAUUUAUACAAUGAAGAAAGAACAUGUUCUUUGGGCUUCUCUUCUGCUUAGUCUUGCCCCUGCCCCUCUUAAAGCUGAUCCUGAGGAAGGUGAAGAACAUACAAAUAUCACAGAUACUGCAUUGCCACCACUGAAACCUAUGCAUUCAUUUUGUGCAUUGAAGGCAGAUGAUGGCCCAUGCAAAGCAAUGAUGAAGAGAUUUUUCUUCAAUAUUUUCACUCAACAGUGUGAAGAAUUUGUAUAUGGGGGAUGUGAAGGAAAUCAGAAUCGAUUUGACAGUCUGGAAGAGUGCAAUAAAAUAUGUGUAAGAGAUUAUUCAAAGAAGUUUACAAAGACAACAUUCAGAAAAGAAAAGCCAGAUUUCUGCUUUUUGGAAGAAGAUGCUGGAAUCUGUCGAGGUUAUAUUACCAGGUAUUUUUAUAACAAUCAGUCAAAACAGUGUGAACGUUUCAAGUACGGUGGAUGCCUAGGCAAUCAAAACAACUUUGAAUCUCUGGAAGAAUGCAAGAACACUUGUGAGGAUACAUUGAAUGAUUUCCAGGUGGAUGAUUAUAAAACCCAGCUUGAUGCUGGGAAUAAUAACUCCUUGACUCCCCAACCAACCAAGGUUCCCAGAAUUUUUGAAUUUCACGGCCCCUCGUGGUGUCUUACCCCAGCAGACAGAGGAUUGUGUCAAGCCAAUGAGAACAGAUUCUACUACAAUUCAGUCAUUGGGAAGUGCCGCCUAUUUAAGUACAGUGGAUGUGGGGGAAAUGAAAACAACUUCACUUCUAAAAAAGCAUGUCUGAGGACAUGUAAAAAAGGUUUCAUCCAAAGAAUAUCUAAAGGAGGACUAAUUAAAACCAAAAGAAAAAGAAAGAAGCAGUCAGUGAAAAUAGUAUAUGAAGAAAUUUUUGUUAAAAAGAUAUAAAUUAUACCCUGGUUUCUUUUUGGAUCGAAUAAAUCUUUUGCCUUUUACUAAAGAUUUCUAUGGAGAGGAACAACU
Messenger RNA from Lemur catta (Ring-tailed lemur), 1258 nucleotides. It is a transcript of the gene TFPI, whose product is annotated as tissue factor pathway inhibitor. The coding region runs from base 284 to 1183 and encodes 299 amino acids. Gene Ontology annotation, biological process: negative regulation of peptidase activity. Gene Ontology annotation, cellular component: extracellular region. The transcript is spliced from 8 exons. The record is from RefSeq and is a predicted model, not a curated record. Gene Ontology annotation, molecular function: serine-type endopeptidase inhibitor activity. NCBI's taxonomy places the organism in Eukaryota, Metazoa, Chordata, Mammalia, Primates, Lemuridae.